Molecule: messenger RNA, 4269 nt
Organism: Ruditapes philippinarum (Manila clam)
Lineage: Eukaryota; Metazoa; Mollusca; Bivalvia; Venerida; Veneridae
Exons: 5
Coding region: 370-4116 (1248 amino acids)
Biological process (GO): monoatomic ion transport; transmembrane transport
Cellular component (GO): membrane
Molecular function (GO): protein binding; monoatomic ion channel activity
Source: RefSeq, a predicted model, not a curated record
CGGCUACUUUUUGGCGCAGACGAUGAUGUAUAUAUAUAUAAUAAACAUCAUAUGCGAAUUACUUACCAUGUAGCCUUGACACGGCCAGUUUAUAGUAUAUACCUAUACAAAUAUAAAGGUUAAAUACACAGCUUUAGGCAGUUGUAUAUUAAUUUAUGCAAAAGCAAUUGUAAAUUCUUUUACAUAUAUAGGAAUAUCGAGCGGAUAUCAUGGCAGAUCAAUAGCUAUAUAGGUUGUGUUGUUACCCGAACAUGGAUUAUCGAGUUUACUUUAUUCAAUGGAACGUGAUUUGUAGUGUAGAAAAUUAAAUUUUUGUUAAAAUCUGGACAGUUAACAAUGUUGGAUUCUGCAUAAGUUGUAAAAGUUAAAAUGGAUCUACGGCGCAGAAAAGGUACACUGGUUCCCUCCGGGGAGGCUGGGGAAGAUGGUGACUUCGUACAGCUUCGACUAAUAAGAGAAAGCGCACGAAAAAAGCGAGCUAGUAAAGCAUCGCUUGAGGAGGACUUUGCAAGUAGUCCGUCCGAGGAGACGGCGCCAACAAGUUCUAGUGUAGCAGACGAUGCGAAACAACUUCAUAAACAGCUCUUCGAAGCUAUCGAGUCAAACGAAACUAAAAAGGUGGAAGUUCUUUGUGACAAAAUAAAGAAAACUCAUAAAUUGGUAAACGUACGUCACCCAAAAUCAGACGAAAAUGUUUUACACUAUGCCUUAUCACACGGUAUGAAAGAUUUCGCGAAACAGUUGAUAAAUUUCGAAAUUGGCUCCGAAUUACUAACUUCAAGUCAUCAUAUUAAACAAUCUGGAAUUUCCGGAAGAAAAAAUUGUCUCCAUAUUGCUACGGAAAUGGACGAUAGUGAUAUGGUUAGAUUUAUUCUUGACAAAAUUCCAAAUAGUAAUACACGCUUAGAAUGUAUGAAAUUGGAAACAGCUGUAGAUAUUCAAGGUCAAAGGCCAAGGUUGUUCUCGUGUCUCCAUCUAGCGGCAUAUUUCGGAAAUACUGAACUAGUUCGUCUCUUUUUAGAUAGAGGCAUGGAUGUGAAUCACUUAAAUGGAAAGAAAGACACAGCUUUGUUAUGGGCAGCAAGGUGGGGUCACGAUGAAACUGUGUCCGUUUUGCUACAACGAGGUGCUGACCCGGAAGUAAAAAAUGACAAAGGUUCAACAGCUCUAUAUUGGGCAAUUCGAUAUCAGUUUCCAAGCACAGUUUCACUUUUGUUGACAAAAGGGCGCGCAAACCCUAACACAUCUAGAAAACUAGGUUUGGUUGCUCCUAUCAUUAUAGCAUCAGCUUAUGGCAACGCCCCCAUCGUAGAUGAGCUCCUGAAAUGUCCAGGUAUUGAUGUCAAUAUGAAAAUUCGCGGCGGGGAUACAGCCAUCCACAAUGCCGCGCGCGAAGGAUGGUUAAAAGUUGUUAAAAUGCUAAUUAAUGCAGGUGCUAGAUUUGAUGAAAGCGACGACCUCGGUGAUACACCAUUACUUCUUGCCGCUAAGAAUGGUCAUGUGGAUGUGGCACAGCAUCUGAUGAAACGCUUCGCUGACGUCAAUCACAAAAACCACGACGGAUAUGACGUUUGGUAUUACGCUAUAGAUAACGAAAGUAAUGCGUUAUUAAAAGCUUUAGUGGCUCGGAAACAAAAUGUAGAAGAACUAAAAAGAAACCCACUAUGUAUUGCUGCAAGUGUUGGGAAAUGCGACAAGAUUAAGCUUUUGUUAGGUAUGAACUUUGACCCAAAAAGUACGGAUGACGAAGGGAACACAUUUUUACAUCAUGCCGCCAUGUUCGACCAGGCGGAAGUGAUUGAUACUUUCCAUUCGACUGGCGUACUACACGCUAAAAAUGAAACCGGUAAUACACCACUUCAUCUAGCAUGUCUGAAAGGGCUGACCAAAUCCAUAGAUUCUCUUCUGAACUGUAAAGCAAAAGCGGACAUUAAAAACAAUAAGGGAGAGACACCAUUACACGUUGCCGCCUACUCGGCAGAUAUAAGUGCUGAAACUGCUAAAACUUUGGUACAGUACACAAUUAAAACACACGCAUGGGAAAGUUUGCAUGAUAAAGAUAUAGAAGGUAAUAACUGUUUACAUAUUGCAGGAAAGUUUGCUUCACCGGAAGUCUUAUGGGAAUUUCGAUUUGUUCGAUUGAACGACAAGGACAAAGAUGGGCUCACGCCGCUGCAUGAAGCUGUCAGACCCGGACAGGAAGAGGCUCUAGAAAUCAUGCUUGAUAUAUUUGAGACAAUGAAACGGGAUGCUAGCAUAAACGAACCUAGUUAUCAGACGAGAGAAACGGUUUUACAUCUUGCAGCAGAUGAAGGUCACGCGCGAAGUGUCAAACGUCUGAUUGACCUUGGCGCUGAUAUUGCUGCCAAAGAUGCAGACGGGGAUACUGUUCUUCAUAGACUUGUGAAAGCUAUUGUUUUCGAUGAAAAACAUAAAAGUAGACAUAUAGAAGUGUUUGACGUCAUUCUUGACAAUAUUGUAAAAUGGUGGUGUCUUCGAACUAGUCAACAAUUACCAGCACGCGCAAAAGACAUUAAAGCUGUAACUUAUCGUCGAAACGCAGUUCUUUACAUCAUUAAUGAUGUCAUAAACAACGAAGGACUCUCUGUUUUGAACCAAGCGUUCAAAUCCGGAUGCCCGGAAGUUCUACAUCGCCUCACUUUGAUGCCAGGGGUCACAAUGAUUGAAUAUUCUUCACACAUGUACUCGUUUGAUAUAAGCGGCAUGACACCUAGGACCAAUAACGAGUUGAAAGGAUGUUCGAAAAUUCAGGUAAGUCCAGCAGAAGACGGAUUGCCAGGAAACGCAGACGACACGUCAAUCUCUGGUCUAGAACUAUUGAUUACAAACAAUGCAACGAACGCUGCAGAAAUAUUAGAUCUUCCACCGAUUAGGAAAAUAGAAAGAUACUAUACCUCAAUGGUUGCAUGGACAUUUGUCAUACUCAUGGUUUUCCACAUCGUAUACAUGGCCUUAUUUACAUAUUUGUCUGUGGAAAUACUAAAGAAAUUACGGACCGAUGAAAGCCAAAUAAACUCGUCUGAUACCCAAACAUUGCUUUUGUACAUAAUUGCACCUUUGGAACCAGGAAUUAUUAUCAUAUAUAAUAUGUAUGCCCUCAUCAGAUACUGUAUUACGGGUGACGUUAGCAAGAAGUCGAAACUGAGCAGAAAACAAGGUGCCGGACUCGUGUUACAAGUUAUAGCUUCAUACCUGUUCCAAGUGGUUUGUGUUGGAUUCGCGGCACUUGUGUUUGUUUGGAUUGGCUUAUUUACUCAACGUUAUUCCUAUCAGGACUAUGUUCUUGCCGCAGUGAUAUGCAUUGGUUGGUUGUUGACCAUUUCAUUUACACGAGGAAUUCGUGCAAUUCAUUAUUUCUACCGGAUGCUGCUCAGUAUGAUCCUCAGGGAUGUUUUACGGUUUAUUAUUGUUUACCUGUUUGUUCUGAUGGCGUUUGCCUUCACGUUUCAUGUACUGUUUCAAGUCUCCGCCGACAUAUCUGAAAUAUAUGAAUCCCCCUUUGAUACAAUGUUCCUCACGUUCAACAUGAUGAUUGGAAUGGGAGAAUUAUUCGACGAUGACUUUGAUACGGGCAUGACCGCUGUCGGUCGCACCACAACAUAUGUAAAAGUGAUUUACCUACUUUACAUGAUCCUGGGGACUAUUGUUCUCCUCAAUCUACUGAUAGCUAUGAUGAACGAUUCAUACUCGCAGAUCUUGGCGCAGAAACAGGUCACGUGGCGUAUUGACUCGGUCAGAAUGGGUGUGGAGAUUGAGUCAAGCUUCCCUCUGAGCAGGAUUUUCUCAACCGUCAAGAUAGAGCAUGGUAACAAUGAAGAGAUGAAUUUGUCACCCACUCGUUGGUACGUGUCCAUGACGGAAACAGAGUACUUAAACUGCCUGCAGGAACUUCAGCGGGAAAGUUUGUCAUCAACUGACGCAGUUUCCAAACGCCUGGACGACAUUGACUCAAAGGUCAAUCUUCUAAUGAAGCAGACGACAGACAAAUUUCAACAUCUUUCAAGCAUAAUCGAAGCAGACAAAGGUUCUAGAAGGAAACACAGACGGAAAGAGUCUACGAAAAGGAAGGAAAAAGUAGCAGAAGAAAAUGCAUGAAAAGCGAAAAAUGGGAGUAAGAAACAGUAAACAUUGAGUAAGAAGUGCUUUAACGUAUGACAAGAUACUAUUUGACUAAAUUAAGGACAUACUUAUUCCUUAGGUAUAAGCUAAAAUGGAUUUAAAACAGAAGCUCUUACAAUCAAAAAUCAU